AUGAUUCCGUUUUCCUCCAAGGUUUCCAGUCAGAUUCGUUUUCUGCUGCAGAGUUUGACCGACUCCAACUCCGAUUCCGUUUUCCAAGAGCUAUGCAAGUACUCAAUGCAUGGAUUGGAGGGGAGCAUACUACUGCUUCAGACGUGUUGGGAUCACCUCAAUAUCCAUGGCAAGGAUUUGAAAACUAUGAAGCUGCACCCCAUAUAUGCUUCAAUAUUCAAACAUAUAUUGGAUAAACCAAAUUUUAGUACCGUGUUAUGUGAGUCACUGAGGACUGCUCCAAUAAGUGAAGAAUUACUGCAGAAUCUGUCUGGUGCACUACACUUGUCGAUGUCUGAGAAUAUUGGGAUUGGUCUUGCACUGUCCAAUUCGGAAAAUCAUGAUAUCAGAAUGUGUGGAAAAAAUUUCUGCAUGAAUCAGAUUGCAGAGUUGUGUGCAAAUCCCGAGGCAUUUGAGUCUACUGAGAAAAUUCAGCAUAUUAUCAUGUUUCUUAGUCGUUCUGAAGGCCUUUCCAAGCAUGUAGAUUCAUUCAUGCAAAUGUUGUCGCUUGUACGGUUGAGGGACGGGGCCCAAUUUAUCUUAGCACCAUUUCUUCCUGAUGAAUUACGUGCAGAGAAUUUAUUUAGGCACUUAGAUUUGUUUAAUGAGGCUGACGAAGAUGAUUUUGAUGCCAUUCUAGCGGAAAUGGAGAAGGAAAUCAGCAUGGCUGAUGUGAUGAGUGAAUUAGGAUAUGGAUGCACAGCCAGUGUCUCUCAGUGCAAAGACAUCUUGUCACUUUUCUUGCCGCUUUCUGAUGCCACAAUUGCGAAGAUACUUGGUACAAUUGCAAGAACUUACACAGGUCUUGAUGACAGUCAAAACGUGUUUGCUGCAUUCCGUUCUGCUCUUGGUGGAAAUAAUGAUCUGGAUCCACCAUCUUUGACUUCGUGGAAUGUAGAAGUCCUUGUAGAGUCUAUCAAGCAGCUUACUCCAGGAGUUAACUGGAUAAGUGUAAUGGAGAAGCUGGACCACGAAGGCUUCUAUAUCCCUAAUGAGGCAGCAUUUUCACUUUUUAUGUCAGUUUAUAGGCAUGCUUGCCAGGAUCCGUUCCCGCUGCACGCUAUUUGUGGCUUUGUGUGGAAGAACAUUGAGGGUCAGUUAUCUUUUCUAAAGUAUGCAGUCUCUGUGCCGCCUGAAGUAUUUACAUUUGCUCAUUCAGAAAGGCAACUGUCCUAUGGUGAUGCUGUGGCCGAACCAUUUCCACCUGGAAAAUCAAAUCACGCUUGGUUAUGUCUUGAUCUACUGGAUGUUUUAUGUCAAUUAUCAGAGAGAGGAAAUGCAAGUCUUGUCCGUUCGGUCCUUGAAAAACCACUUAACAACUGCCCUGAGUUGUUGCUUCUUGGGAUGGCUCAUGUUAAUACUGCAUACAAUCUUAUUCAGAACGAGGUUGCAUCUGCUGUUCUACCUAUGGCACUAAGAAAUGCAUCAGGGAGAGGUUUAAUUUUUAAUAUCUGGCAUGCUAAACCAGACAUGUUGUUGCGAGGACUUAUAGAAGCGAUGAGUCUUGAUUCAGAGAAUGUUUACCUGAUUUUGGAUGUCUGCCAGGAAUUCAAGAUUCUAUCUUCAGUAUUGGAUAUAAUUCCAUUUUACUUUGGCAUUCGCAUAGCUGCCGUUGCCUCUAAGAAAGAAAUCAUGGACCUUGAGGGUUGGUUGAAUACUCAUUUAUUGACAAAUAAAGAUGCUUUCUAUGAGGAGUGCCUUAAAUUUCUGAAGGAUGUUCAGAUUGGAUCACAUGACGUUUCUGGGAACCGUUUUCAUCCUCCUGUUCCUCUUUUGAAUAUUUAUUUGGAAGCUUGUCCCACUGUUUUAAAGAUCCUUCAGUCUCUUGCUGAUUUGGUUUCCUCCAGUAACUUGUCUGAGGAAAUUGAUAAAUUAGAUGUCUCCCAUAUGCUUGCUAAUUCAAGAGUUAAAAAUGGCACGAGUUCCGACUCAGCUACUGGUGAUAAUUACGCUGAUGACAUUGAUACUGAAUCAAACAAAAUCUUUCAUCAAAUGUUUUCUGGUCAGCGUUCUAUUGAUGAUAUGAUUCAAAUGCUUACCCGCUUUAAGGAAUCUUCAGAUAAGAGGGAACAGUCUAUUUACGAGUGCAUGAUUGCUAACCUGUUCGAGGAGUUCAAAUUUUUCACGAAAUACCCUGAUAAGCAGCUGAAAAUUGCUGCAAUUCUUUUCGGAUCACUGAUCAAGCAUCAACUUGUGACUCAUCUAACACUUGGCAUUGCUUUACGGGCUGUUUUGGAUUCAUUAAGGAAACCUACAGAUUCAAAAAUGUUCUCCUUUGGGACGAAGGCAUUGGAGCAGUUUGUUGACCGUCUCAUAGAGUGGCCGCAGUAUUGCAAUCACAUCUUGCAGAUAUCUCAUUUGCGUGCUACGCAUUCAGAUCUUGUUGCAUUUGUUGAGAGGACGCUUAACAGAAUCUCAGCGGCUCAUGGUGAGCCGGAUGUUGUCCAUAAUGUCACUUCUGAUCACCAUCAUGGGUUAAUCCAGUCUUCUGCUAUGAAUGUGGAGAUUCCAGGGUCCUCAUAUUCUCUGAUUGGACCUGGCACUUCGCAAAUGGGGCUGCAAGCUUCCUCUCCAAUUAAUCUUCCACAGAGAUUGUCUGGUUCUCUGGAUGAGAGGAAAACUUCUGCCAUCCUGUCUAAUUAUAUGAAGCCUGCGUUGUCUGCUUCAACCCAGCCUGCUAUUGCCCCUUCAAGUGAUACAGCUAGCAUUCAAAAGUCACACAGUGGAAUUGGCAUGGCCCCAAUACACUCUGCCUCUCCCAGUUUUCGACGGCCAUCUGGAGUUUCCUCAGCAAGGUUUGGCUCUGCUUUAAACAUUGAAACACUAGUUGCAGCAGCAGAGAGGAGAGAAACUUCUAUAGAGGCUCCUGCUUCAGAAAUUCAGGAUAAGAUAUCCUUCACUAUCAAUAACUUGUCUGCUGCAACUAUUGACGCCAAAGCCAAAGAAUUUACUGAAAUUUUGACUGAGCAAUACUAUCCCUGGUUUGCUCAGUAUAUGGUUAUGAAAAGAGCAAGCAUCGAGAUGAAUUUUCAUGAUUUGUACUUGAAGUUUCUUGAUAAAGUAAAUUUAAAGCCUUUGUACAGGGAGAUUAUUCAAGCCACUUACGAGAACUGCAAGGUCCUCUUAGGAUCCGAACUUAUAAAGUCUAGUGUGGAAGAGCGUUCAUUGCUGAAAAAUUUAGGAAGCUGGCUUGGGAAGAUAACGAUUGGCAGAAAUCAAGUUCUAAGGGCACGAGAGAUAGAUCCCAAAUCGCUUAUUAUAGAGGCAUAUGAAAGGGGGCUCAUGAUAGCAGUUAUUCCUUUUACUUCCAAGAUUUUGGAACCAUGUUCUAACAGUCUUGCAUAUCAACCUCCUAAUCCAUGGACCAUGGGUAUUCUUGGAUUGCUUGCUGAGAUUUAUGCAAUGCCAAAUUUGAAAAUGAAUCUCAAGUUUGAGAUUGAGGUCCUGUUCAAAAACCUUGGCGUGGACCUUAAGGAUGUAAAACCAACUUCUCUUCUUAAGGAUAAAGUUAGAGAAGUUGAAGGUAAUCCUGAUUUCUCCAACAAGGACGUUGGAUCUUCACUACCACCGAUACCAAGUGAAGGGAAGUCUGGAGUAGUAUCGAUGCAGAACCAAGUGGAUGUACAGCUGGAUGUUGCAGCUCCUGCUCAUGCUGGAGGCCAUUCACGGAUAUUAUCUCAGUAUGCGGCGCCUCUUCAUCAUUCCUCUGGAACGAUAACGGAAGAUGAAAAGUUGGUGAGCCUGGGAUUUUCUGAUCAGCUCCCAUCUGCACAGGGCCUUCUACAAGGACAUACACAUUUUCCAGCUAAUCAGCUUCCUGUGCCAGCUGCUAAUAUUGAACAACAAGUUAUUGUCAAUAAAAAGCUUCAGUCAUAUGGCCUACACGUGCAUGUCCAGAGUAUACUUCCAAUUGCCAUGGAUAGGGCGGUUAAGGAGAUUGUGUCCAGUAUUGUCCAACGAAGUGUGUCUAUAGCAACACUGACAACUAAGGAACUUGUUAUGAAGGAUUAUGCCAUGGAACCAGAUGAGACCCUUAUUAGAAAUGCAGCCCAUUUGAUGGUUGCAAGGUUGGCUGGGAGUCUAGCUCAUGUAACGUGCAAGGAACCUUUGCGUGGCUCAAUAUCAGGACAGAUAAGGAACGCACUUCAGAGCUUGAGCAUAACAAGUGAUACUCUUGAAAAUGCAGUUCAACUUGUGACUAAUGACAAUCUGGAUCUUGGCUGUGUGUUGAUUGAACAAGCUGCAACUGAGAAGGCAGUUCAAACCAUCGAUGGAGAAAUUGCACAACAGUUGUCUAUUAGGAGAAAACAUAGAGAGAGUGUUGCUCCCACAUUUUUUGAUGCUAGCCUGUAUGCCCAAGGUCAAAUGGGUGUUUUACCAGAGGCCCUUCGACCAAAACCUGGCCAAUUGUCGCAUUCACAGCAGCGAGUUUAUGAGGAUUUUGCUCGGUUUCCAGUGCAAAAUCUCCCAACUCAGAGCUCAAAUUCUCCACCUGUUGGUCCUUCUGCUUCGCCUGCCAGUGGUGGAAUGUCUCGAGCAUUUGCAUCCACAACUCCAUCUGGCCAAAUAAGUGCAAGCAUUUUCUCAUCUGGCCUUGUAAACACUGGACAUGGUGCUGUUUCCCCGACUCUGGAAAUUGAUCAGGAUGACAUGGAAUCAGUUGGAUCCCAGAUUCCUGCAAGUGUUUCCUCGCCCCACAUUGCAAUUGGUGAGGCUGCACAAAGCUUUGAAAAUGAUAUGGUUACUUCAUUUCCUCCUGAUUCUUCGCCGGAUUUGCAAGUGGCGGAACCUUCAAAUGCUGUCAAAGAACCUGCAAUUGCUGUGCAGCCUGUAAAUGCACCUUUGGCUUCGGAACGUCCUGGAAGUGCGGUCUCAGAGCAUUUGAUGACCACAGGCGAUGCUCUAGAUAAGUAUCAGACCAUUUCAGAGAAGCUUGAAAAUUUGGUGGCUAAUGAUGCCAAGGACGGUGAAAUUCAGGGAGUUAUUGCUGAGGUUCCUCUAGUCAUCAUGAGAUGCAUUAGCCGGGAUGAGGCUGCAUUGGCUGUGGCUCAGAAGGCUUUUAAGGGCUUGUAUGAGAAUGCAUCCAACAGUUCUCAUGUCGUUGCUCACCUUGCUAUCCUGGCUGCUAUUCGUGAUGUUAGCAAGCUCGUAGUGAAGGAACUCACUAGUUGGGUGAUUUACUCUGAGGAGGAUAGGAAGUUCAAUAAAGAUAUCACUAUUGGUCUUAUUCGGAGUGAAUUAUUGAACCUUGCUGAGUAUAACGUCCAUAUGGCAAAGCUUCUUGACGCAGGAAGAAACAAGCCUGCAACAGAAUUUGCCAUUUCUCUUAUCCAGACAUUAGUUAUCAACGAUUCCAAGGUGCUAUCAGAACUACACAAUCUUGUUGAUGCUCUGGCAAAGCUUGCUGCAAGACCUGGAUCUCCAGAGUCAUUACAACAACUGGUUGAAAUUGCUAAGAACCCUGCUAAUGCUGCUGCUAUGUCAUCUGUGGGUGUUGGGAAAGAGGACUCAACGAAAACCUCUAGGGACAAAAAGGCUACCCUGCCUCCUGCAGCAAGCAAGGAAGACUACAAUGCCACGGAGUUGACAGAUUCAGAUCCUGCUGGUUUUCAUGAGCAGGUUUCUGUGUUGUUUGCUGAAUGGUACCAAAUAUGUGAACUUCCUGGAGCAAACGAUGUUGCGUGCGCUCGUUAUGUUUUACACUUACAUCAGAAAGGCCUGCUAAAAGGAGAUGAAACUUCAGAUCGUUUUUUCCGUCGUAUAAUGGAACUUUCAGUAUCGCAUUGUCUAUCGUCUGAGGUGAUCAAUUCUAGCCCUUCCCAGUCACAUCAGGGACAGCCACUCUCUUUCCUAGCUAUUGAUAUCUAUGCGAAGUUGGUGUUCUCAAUCCUGAAGUUUUGCCCCGUAGAUCAGGGAUCCAAUAAGCUCUCUCUUCUGCCCAAGGUGCUGUCUGUGACCGUGAAAUUUAUCCAAAAAGAUGCUGAGAAGAAGAAGAUGGCUUUUAAUCCCAGGCCGUAUUUUAGGCUGUUCAUUAAUUGGCUGCUUGAUUUGUGUUCCUUGGAGCCAGUUUUUGAUGGUGCCAACUUUCAGGUGCUGACCGCUUUAGCGAAUUCUUUCCAUGCAAUUCAACCUCUCAAGGUCCCAGGGUUCAGCUUUGCGUGGCUGGAAUUGGUCAGUCACAGAAGUUUCAUGCCGAAGUUACUGACAGCAAAUGCACAGAAGGGAUGGCCCUAUUUCCAGAGGUUGCUGGUAGACAUGUUUCAGUUUAUGGAGCCAUUCCUUAGGAAUGCUGAACUUGGAGAGCCGGCACACUUUCUGUACAAGGGGACUCUUAGAGUAUUGUUGGUCUUGCUUCAUGAUUUUCCAGAAUUCCUUUGCGAUUAUCAUUUCAGUUUUUGUGAUGUCAUCCCCCCGAGCUGCAUACAGAUGCGAAAUAUAAUCUUGAGUGCAUUUCCUCGCAAUAUGAGGCUUCCAGAUCCAUCAACUCCCAACUUAAAGAUUGAUUUACUGGCGGAGAUUAGUCAAUCGCCUAGAAUACUUUCUGAGGUUGAUGCGGCUCUGAAAGCGAAGCAAAUCAAGAAUGAUGUUGAUGAGUAUCUCAAGACGAGGGCACAAGGGUCCUCUUUUCUCUCUGAGUUGAAACAAAAGCUACUACUUUCUCCAAUUGAUGCUGCUCGUGCUGGGACCCGCUACAAUGUUCCUCUGAUAAAUUCCCUUGUUCUUUAUGUCGGAAUGCAGGCUAUUCAGCAGCUGCAAGCAAGAGCCCCUUCUCAAUCCAUGGCGAAUAUGAAUGCCUUCUUAGUGAGUGCUGCGUUGGACAUUUUCCAAACGUUGAUAAUGGAACUUGACACAGAGGGUCGCUACCUAUUCCUGAAUGCCGUCGCUAACCAAUUGCGUUAUCCCAACAAUCACACUCAUUACUUCUCUUUCAUCCUCCUUUACUUGUUUGCUGAGUCGAACCAGGAAAUGAUUCAGGAGCAAAUAACGAGGGUCCUGCUGGAACGUCUUAUAGUUAACAGGCCUCAUCCAUGGGGACUUUUGAUAACAUUUAUCGAGCUCAUCAAGAACCCAAGGUACAACUUUUGGAGUCGGAGUUUCACGAGAUGUGCGCCUGAGAUUGAGAAGCUGUUUGAGUCAGUGUCUAGGUCUUGUGGGGGCCCCAAACCUGUAGAUGAUAGUGUCGUCUCUGGCGGAAUCCCCGACAAGAUGGCGACUGGUGGAGGUGCUCCGCAGAGAGGAACUGCAGCGGCGGCUGCCGCUAACCUGCGCAGGAGGAGGACAGCUGGCAGUGGUGGGGCAGCAGGAGGAGCUGGAGGGACCAUGCUUCAGUUCUACACCGAUGAUGCUCCUGGGCUCAAGAUUUCUCCCAACAAUGUGCUUGUGUUGAGCAUUGGUUUCAUAGCCUUUGUUGCCAUACUACAUGUCGUGGGCAAGCUCUACUUUGUCCGUAAAGACUAA
Messenger RNA from Striga hermonthica, 7497 nucleotides. The record is from the annotation of a GenBank genome assembly. NCBI's taxonomy places the organism in Eukaryota, Viridiplantae, Streptophyta, Magnoliopsida, Lamiales, Orobanchaceae.